AUGUCUGCUGCAUUGUUCUUGCUGGCGGCUUUGGCGCCGGCGGCGUGGGCUCAGGCCAACACUAGCUAUGUGGACUAUUCGACGGAGCCCCAACCCAAUCUCGAUGCUUGGACUCUGGCGACAAUUGACCUUUCCUUCCCUGACUGCUCCAAGAGCCCAUUGAACAAAACCCUGUGGCGCUUGUUUCGAUGUUUACGUUUCGAGGAGCUUGUGAAUAGCACGGGUAACAACAUCCCAGGAAUUCCUCGUCUCGGUCUACCACCAUAUCAGGUGUGGAGUGAGGGCCUCCAUGGGCUGGACCGCGCCAACUUCUCGGACUCGGGCGACUAUAGUUGGGCCACCUCGUUCCCUUCUCCCAUUUUGUCCAUGGCCGCCCUGAACCGCACCUUGAUUAAUCAGAUCGGUGGCAUUAUUUCAACCCAGGGCCGCGCAUUUAACAACGUCGGUCGGUAUGGUCUGGAUGCAUACGCGCCAAAUAUCAACUCUUUCCGCCAUCCCGUCUGGGGCCGUGGUCAGGAGACUCCCGGUGAGGAUGCCUACUGCCUGUGCUCGGCCUAUGCCUACGAGUACAUCACCGGUAUGCAGGGUGGAGUGGACCCGGAGCACUUGAAGCUCGUGGCCACGGCUAAGCACUAUGCCGGAUACGACAUCGAGAACUGGGGUGGCCACUCUCGUCUGGGUAACGAUAUGAACAUUACCCAGCAAGAUCUGGCAGAGUACUUCACUCCUCAAUUCCUCACUGCAGUUCGCGAUGCGCGGGUACACAGUGUCAUGUCAUCGUACAAUGCGGUCAAUGGCGUGCCAAGCUCGGCCAACUCGUUCCUCCUGCAGACUCUCCUUCGUGACACAUGGAACUUUGUGGAAGACGGAUAUGUCUCAUCCGAUUGCGAUGCGGUGUACAACGUCUUCAAUCCACACGAGUAUGCUCACAAUGUCUCCAGUGCGGCAGCUGACUCCAUACGCGCUGGGACGGACAUUGAUUGCGGAACAUCUUAUCCGUACUACUUGAAUGAAUCAUUCAUCCAGGGCGAAAUCUCCCGGAGCGAGAUCGAGCGUGGAGUCAUCCGACUUUAUUCGAAUCUCGUGAGUCUGGGUUACUUUGACGGCAACAAUAGCGAAUAUCGCAACCUUGAUUGGUCUGACGUUGUCACUACUGACGCAUGGAGCAUCUCAUACGAGGCUGCCGUGGAGGGUAUUGUUUUGCUCAAGAAUGAUGGAAUCCUGCCUCUAUCUAGCAACAUUAGUAGUAUCGCAUUGGUUGGACCUUGGGGCAACGCUACCCAACAGAUGCAAGGCAAUUACUAUGGAGACGCCCCCUACUUGACCAGUCCAUUGGCGGCUCUGGAAGCCUCGAGCCUGGAGGUCAAUUACGCCUUCGGUACCAACAUAUCUUCAGAGUCCACCAUUGGAUUUGACGAUGCAAUGUCUGCCGCCGGGAAAUCCGAUGCAAUCAUUUUCGCCGGAGGCAUUGACAACACCGUUGAAGCAGAGGGCAUGGACCGCUCCAACAUUACAUGGCCAGGAAACCAGCUUCAACUCAUUAAAAAACUCAGCGAACUGGGCAAACCGGUCAUCGUUUUGCAAAUGGGUGGUGGUCAAGUUGAUUCCUCAUCUCUCAAGGCCAACAAGAAUGUCAACGCUCUCAUCUGGGGUGGAUACCCAGGUCAAUCCGGCGGACAGGCUCUUCUGGAUAUCAUCACCGGAAAACGGGCGCCCGCUGGUCGACUGACAACGACUCAGUAUCCUGCAAAGUACGCUUUGGAUUUCCCCGCCACGGAUAUGAAUCUCCGUCCCAGCGGAAAUAAUCCCGGCCAGACAUACAUGUGGUAUACUGGAAAGCCCGUUUUCGAGUUUGGACACGGCCUGUUUUACACAACCUUCAAGACCUCGCUUGCACGCUCAAGAAGCUUGAGCAACGGAAGCUCAUUCGAUAUUGUUGACCUUUUGUCGCGGUCUCACGAAGGUUACAAUACAGUGGAGCAGCUGCCCUUCUUGAACUUCACUGUUUCUGUCACCAACACAGGAAAUGUUCUCUCAGAUUACACAGCCAUGCUGUUUGCCAACACAACUGCCGGGCCCAAGCCUCUUCCCAAUAAGUGGCUGGUUGGUUUCGAUCGGCUCGGUUCUUUGAAAUCUCACACCUCCCAGGCAAUGACCAUCCCUGUCUCGCUGGAUAAUGUUGCUCGCACUGAUUCCCUCGGCAACCGUAUCGUCUAUCCUGGGAAGUACGAGUUGGCCUUGAACAACGAAAGAUCUGCAGUCUUGUCAUUUACCUUGACUGGAGAUGAGACAGUCAUUUCAAAGUGGCCGCUUGUCGAGCAGCAGAUCCCUUCUGCGUGA
Molecule: messenger RNA, 2340 nt
Organism: Penicillium maclennaniae
Lineage: Eukaryota; Fungi; Ascomycota; Eurotiomycetes; Eurotiales; Aspergillaceae
Gene: xlnD
Product: beta-xylosidase XylA
Exons: 2
Coding region: 1-2340 (779 amino acids)
Biological process (GO): xylan catabolic process; arabinan catabolic process
Cellular component (GO): plant-type cell wall
Molecular function (GO): xylan 1,4-beta-xylosidase activity; alpha-L-arabinofuranosidase activity
Source: RefSeq, a predicted model, not a curated record